UCUGACAUUGAACAACUGAAGAGGCGUGUGUCAUAUAGAAGAUAUUGAAACUAACAGAAGGUUGUCGGGAUUGAGAUUAUUUCACAUCCGGUGCCCUUAAUAUACGUUUGACUUUAAAAAACAUUCCUGGAUAACAAGCAAGUGUAUUUGUAACAGCGUCAUUCGGGAUGUAACGUUCCUUCAUACGCUAUUGUCGAACAUGUCCUGAUACCGCGGUACUGACGUAACAGCAAACAGACUCGCAGACAUGGGGACAGCCUCCAGCACAGACAACAAAGGAUCGGAAAUAAGUCCGAUCAGCGUCCCUGACUCCCUCGACUCCUACCCCCCUCCCAAGCCACCGAUCAGCAGGAAAACAGACGUGUUCAGAGAGGCGGAUUAUGCCCACGUCGACAGUCACGCCAAAUCGGCGUCGUCCUCCGUGACGUCAGACUACGAGUCCCUCCUCAACUACCUGUUCGAGGACCUGAAGACGGACCUCCAGAUGGUGCGCGCCAUCUUCACCUGGCUGGGGACUCAGCGCAUGGAGCAGAUGAGGCUGGGGAACGUCAAGGACCCCAACACCCCUGUCGGCUACAUGAAACUCAUACAACAACAGCGUGGAAGCUAUGCGGCGUUCUUCUCUCUGCUGUGCAGAGCUGCCAAGAUCCCAUGUGUUGUGUUGAGAGGCAAGGCCAAGGCUGUUGGGUACGAGCCUGGUGAUGAGGACGUGUCAAAGUUCAACAGCAAGUGGAAUGCUGUACAUGUGGGAGGUCAAUGGCGGCUGGUGCACCCCCUCUGGGCCUUCACUGGGGUAGAGGGACACAGUAAUGGCAAGUGGACGAUGAUAGAGAGGAAAGGUGAAGGUCAACGUGAGAAAGAAAUAGAAUACAAGGGCAAGGACAUCCGAGCAAACGAGGAUUUUUUCUUCCUCACUGACCCCGAAAACUUUGUGAAUUUCUGCCGUGCAAACAGUCAACCAUGGCAGCUCCUCAAGGAACCAUGGAGCGAGGAGCAGUUUGUCAAAGCACCAUAUCUCACAACAGAAUACUUCAAUUCCGGACUUAAAUUGACAAGCCAACAAACAUGUUAUCUUGUUGCAAAGAACGGCAAAGAAGCCAUACGAUUCGAACAUGCGAAAGACAAAAAUCCAUCUCUCUCCUAUGAUUUGUUUUGCGAUGAAGAUGAAUCAGAUGAAACGUUGCCGGAAUCGGAGGAACUGGAACGAUAUGUUCUUGAGAACACCCAAGGCACAACGAAGUCUCUGUUCCUUAGAUUCCCAGUGAGGGGACUCUAUAAACUCCGUGUAUAUGGUGGCAAUGGAUCCAACCCACCCCAUAUCUGUGACUUUCGUAUCCGCUGUGAAGAAGAAGGGAAGAACCCUAACCCUUUCCCUCUAAAGAAGGACAUAGGCUAUGGCUAUAGCCAAGAAGCCAAGGACGCUGGUCUUGUCACCACCUCCGCCUACAGCGGCAUUGUAGUAAUGGAACACGGACAGAAGAUGACGUUUGAGUUUGAUGUUGACAAGCCUGUCGAGUUUGAGACGAAGAUGCAUCAUCGAGACAAGACACUUGAUGAACUCGACAAAUAUGUCGAGAAAAACGUCACCGACAAAAAAGCUGAGAUAACCGUGACAAUGCCGGAGGAAGGUCUAACUAGAGACUCGGAAUAUGCUCUGGAGAUUAACACUAGAGAGAAGGACAGCCACGACUCCUACAGGAACGUUUGUAACUACUUCCUGACGCCGGACAAGGCCCAGUGGAAGGAUGAUUCAGACGCCAAACCCAAUAACCGUGUCCAGCAGAGGCCAGCGCGUGCACAAGUCAGGGUCCAGCAGAAGCCUGCCCCGAGACAGCGGCCACGGACACCGGUCAGAUCUGAGAGUCCCCGGUUCCGCAUGCGAGGUGCCACCGAUCAAGAUUCCAUCGAGGAUCUGGAGAGAACCAUCAGGGACUUUGAAAAGUCAGAUUUGGAUGAGAAGGAUGAAGAUCUUACCCGAGCCAAGGAGAGGCUUGUGCAGCUCAGGAACAAAGCUAACAAGGAUGAGGCCAUAAGGAAGCGCAUGCGUGAUGCCACAAAGGAAGACUCUAUCGAGGACCUUGAACGGGCAAUCGAAGACUUUGAGGAUGGAGACCUGGAUGAAAAGAACCAGGAUCUGACCAAGGCUAAGGAAAGGCUGAAACAGCUGAAGAAGAAGAAGGAAGAAGAAGAUGCUAUCAGACAACGAAUGAGGGACGAUACAGAUGGAGAUUCUAUAGAGGACCUGGAGAAAUCUAUCCGUGCCUUUGAGGAGGCCGGUAUUGACGAGAGGGACAGAGACCUAACCCUUGCCAAGGAGAGAUUGAGACAACUGAAGAACGAUGCAUACCAGGAGCCAGAACCAAAGGACGAGAGAGCACGCGAGGCGAUGCGGGAUGCCACGGAGAAUGCAUCUGCAGAUGAACUGGAGAAGGCCAUCAAGGAAUUUGAGGACUCAGGCCUUGAUGAGAAGGACGAAGACCUAACUAAGGCCAAGGAGAAGCUUGUCAAGCUCAAGGCUAAUAAACUAGUGAAGUCCGAAGAAGACAAGUUGCGGAAGAAGCUGGAUGAGGCGCAGGCUGGCGACAACAUGGAUGCUCUGGACAAGGCUUUAGAGGACUGUAAGAGAGCUGGGCUGGAGGACGAGGGUGACAUCACCAAGGCUGAGAAGACCCUGAUGGACAUGCACAAGGAAAAGCUAGAGGAAGCUAGGAGACAGCGUGACGCAGAGAAGCUCCAGAAGGCUCUAGAAGAUGCAGAAAAGUCGGCCGUGGCGGACAAGCUGGACGACACUGAAGACUUCCAGGAGGCUAAGGAAACAAACGAGCAGUUGGCCAGGGUCAAGAAGUUCAAUAGACAGGUGAUGGACCUGAACCCCCGUCUGGUGUCCGAGAUUGCCAGCUACAAGAGACCUAAGCCAUGUAUCCAGGACGUGAUGAAGGCGACCUACAUAGUCCUGGGAGAGAAGCAAGAAACUCUCGAUUGGCAGAGAAUCGUGAAGCUGAUGAAGACAAUAGGUCAAAACAAUGUCAUCAGGAGGGUUGGUCAGUUUGACAUUGUCGGUGUCGAGGCGGGACAAGCCAAGACGGCGAACAAACUCAUCUCCAAGUACGACAUGGACGACGUAAAGAGAAACAGUCACGGAGCUGGAACAUUCUACUCUUGGACAAGAAAUGUGGUUAACGAAGUGAACAGAAAAGACGAAGAGUAAGGACCGAUGUUUCCACAUAGACAGCGGAAGCGGAAGUUACCUUUCUCCCUUAUACUAGUGUAUAUUUUUGUGCCUUAUUAUUGUCUUUGAAAAGGAUCCCUUAGAUCCCUGGUGCCCAUUUCCGCUGCAAUUAGUGCCUUUUGACGUCUUUGUAAUUACGUAUCAUUUAUUGUUCCAUUCAAAUUUCCUAGGACUGCAAGUUGGCCGAGCCUAGCACCUCUUUCAGUCAUAGAGCCACAGACACUGAUAUACACUCACAACAAACACUAACCAACAGUAAUACAGGGGUACAGAUGGAAACAGUUGUCUAAGCGCAUCAACUUAUUGUUGAACCGAUUCUCCAUUGGUCGCGGGUUCCAAUCCGAGAUUCGCCCCUCAUGUCGUCCAGGUUUGUUGGAUCCAUUAUCGUGGGCUUCACUACAGUGGCAACGUAUAAAACUUACCCGUCACGUUCCCCUCACGUGAAGCUGACACGUCAUGGCCUAUCGUACGUGAAAUAGUGUCCGAAGCCGCGUCAUCUCCAAUCACACGAUGAUACGUACAUGAGUUCAUAUGCUUUCAUUGCGUAUUCCUUACAAAACUCCGUGUAAGGCACUAAUAAAUGGUGUCGUGUAUAUAUAUAUUAAUGUAUAUUAAUAUUUUGCUCUAUUUUUAAUGUCAUAUUUAAUUUAUAGCAGGCAGUGAUUUAUAUGUAUACUUAUACUUAUACAUACUUAUAAUCACAACUACAUGUUGUUAUUAUAAUUUCAUAAUUUGUUUCUAAAUCAAAAGAUAUUGUACGCUAUCUCCAAGUACACUCGUUUCAAAAGCGGUAUCUGAAAGAGACUCAUUUUGUGAUAUAAAAAUGUUAAUACUUGAUUUAUUACUGUAGUAUAUUUGAAGCACUAUUUCAUAUCCUACAGACUGAUGCUUGGACCACAUUACAGACUAACAUCUAGUCUCUGAAAUGAACAUAUUUUACAGAUCAAGACAGUUGUGAAAUUAUCUUAAUAAAAUAUAAGAAAAGGGAGCCCAGAUACUUCAUAUUGCAGUAAUCUAAACUUUCCCGCUAAUGUAAACUUGCAUGUCUGUAUUGCAUAUGUUUCUUUCAGGGUCCGCGAGACACUCUGACCAAAUUACACAGCCCAUAGCUGAAUCAAGUUAAACCCAGUCAAACCAAAUAGUAAUAUUAUUCAAAAUCUUCUUCAACCACACGACGAUAACACGACGGAAUAAGGUUGUGCUCAGUUCUAUUAAAGUUCAAAAUACACCCAUUCGAAUAAGGGUAAGUUGCCCAUACAAUAUAUACAACAACUCUGUACAUAGGGCAAGCUAACAUUAAGUUGUAAUCCGUAUAUUCCAUACGCUAUAUUCCAAAGUCUGUGCCGGUCUUCGUUCAGUGUUCACUUUGAACACAUAUUUUACAUUUCAACACAUUCACAUUAAAUUAGAUCGUAUUUUCAUGCGUUGUAUUUCAAAGUCUCUGCUGUUCUUCUUUUAGAAUAACCUUUAACAUGUUUUUACAUGUUUUACGUUACAAUUGUGCCCAAGUCAAAAUGUUACUAUUAUUUGGUCAUUUUGUUAUGAUUUGUUAACGGAUAUACCAUUCGUGAUGCGGAUAUGCAUACAAAGGUUAACGCGUGUUACCAUGUACGCAUAUAAACGCUCACAUAGCAUAAUGAUUCUGCACAAUGCUUCCUUAGUAUAACAUCUUUGGCUAUUACAGAAAUGUUUGUAUUCAAGCAAUAUUAUUCAAAUAUAUUCGUAAGCAUUUGUCAAUGAACACAUCUGGGGUAGUAGAUUCACACCUCGAUGUACUGGUGUUUGUAUGUACAUAGAUGUAUAGAAACGGCUUAAUGAUACAGUCAGUUUGUGAGGUAACACUAUGGGAGAGAGAAGACAAAUUUGUUCAUGUCAUAAAGCUCUUAGUGUGGGGGGGGGGGGUUACUGCUGAAAGGGGAAAGGUGGAAUAUCGGGAUAUACCAGUACCCGUAACUGAAAAACUGUUCAAAGAGGCUAGGGAUCACUAGCGGAUCCAGGUGGGUGGGGUGUCUAGGGUUUCCUGUAUAUAUAUACAUGCUCAUUCAUUAGUCUGGCAAGUGAAACUAUGAAUUGGUUAUGUCACACGCGAAUUAUAGUCUACCAUUACAAAUAAAUACAAUAGGCUUCGCAGAGAACUCUGUCUGCUUGAGGACAUCUUCGAAGGAGUACAGACUUUAAAACUAUUAUAAAUACUCAGCCUGAAAACCAAUGUCCACGUGAAAGCUGUUGCUGUGAACGUUCAUCUCGGUUGUUUAGCGUUAAACAUAUUUGCAAUCUUUGAAACAUCAAUCGAUGUUCCAUGAUGAUUGUGCAUGGCAGCUAAAUCUGUUGGGUGGUACUCUCCCACUGGACUCGUGUAAGACUCGUGUAAGCCUUGGUGUAAGUUCAUCUGAAACUUUGCAAAAGCUACCAAAUUAUUCAGUAAGGUCAAAUCACAUAUUCGGAGAUCACGCACUUAUCAGUGUUACUGUGGUUCUGCUUCAGCCGCGUAUAUGCAUAUACAGUUCAAAUGAAAUUAUUUCUGAUCUGACCGUGUACAAGAGGUCAAAGUGUGUGUGACACGGCCAAUCCUUCUUCAAUAAUCACCAUACCCGUUCCUGGUUUCCAGACAGCGUGGAAGGACGUAUUCGUCUGGUGUCAGAUUGUUUCAGAGAAAUACUUAUCAUAUUUCUAAAAUGUUUAAAAUGUGUUAAAUCAAAGUACGUUCUUGUCACGGCUUGCAGGAAACAACAUCCAAUGAAGAUCAGCUGAAUCGUGUAUGAACUAGGUCUGUUUCGAGAAUAUAGUCAUAGUAUCAUAGGUUAUAUAUAUACCCCCUCCCCACAUUGUGACAAUGUGUUAUUUGUCUGGGUUGUUUGUAUAUAGAGGUUCCUUAGUGCACUGAAUAUAAAUAAUUCACAGGUCGGCAUUUCGCAAUGGAACUCAAUUUUUAACUUAUGCUAGUGUUUUGGACACUUUGUUUAGCAGUUGAACCCACGGUAGUUGUAAUGUUUUGAAACAUGGAUGUGUUCUAUCGUAGAAUAUCCCUUCAUAUCUGUGCUGUGUCAUGAGUCUAAACAUUAUGUGAUGUAUGUUUUGGAUAUUUACAAAUAAAUCACAAAUAGGUGGAACAAACCAAGGAAGAAAACAUACACUUUGCCAUGAAGCCCCGAAGAGUUUUGAAUGUCAUUCUAACACAUCUGGACAUCAAACCUUCUUUGUAAAACUGUGUACCAACAGCUAAAUUUCGCGACACAAUCAAACAAUAUAUAAUAUUCUGUUGUUAAGUUGUAUAUGUCAUCGAAAUCAUUCAUUAUAUUAUAUAUUAUGCACCGGUAAUUGAGUGGAGCUAACGAUGGAAACGUCCCACUCUUGUUAUAAUAGAAUCGUGGUCAGAGUCCACAAUGAAAAGAUCUUGUUUAAUGACACCACCCUUGCGAUCCGUGGCCAAGUCAUCUGAGGCUACAAUUCGCUAUGCAGAGUUGCGUCCUUGGACACCCUAGAAACCUGUGAUCAUGGGUUCGAAUCCCGAUUCGCCCCGAUUUUGUUUCUAGUUUGUCAGCACCAGACCCGUGCUCGUGGUUUUCACCAAAGUGGUAAACGUAUGAGACCUGCAUCAAUUUGGGCUUUCCUCCCACAUUACACUGCUGACACGCCGUGAUAUAACUGGAAUACUGUUCAAGGCGGCGUUACACCCAACUCACUCACUCCUUUUGAUUCACGUUCUUUUGGAGAAGACCCAGAUAAAAUAACUUGAAAUAGAUGUUUACCUUUUGGCACAAGAAUUGCGGGUAGGUUGACAGGAGUCAUUUGUAUAUCCAAACAGUGCAUUGUCGAUAGAAUGACAAACAUAAUUGAAAUAAUGUACAGAGUUUGAAUGUAUGACCUCCAGUCAACAUAAAGCGCUGAUUUUAUACUUUGGGAAAAAUACAUUAAACAUGUAUACAGUAGGUGCAUGCUGCUCCUAUUUAACGCCAUGAACUAGUUUUGUAUUUUACAUUUGGAGAGAAUUCAUAUUGUACUUUAUAUUAAUUUACAACAAUAUAACUAAAAUUCAAAACAGUACGAUUUCUAUAUAUUUAUCAAAGUGAACUGUGAUAUGACUUCAAAGUGCUGGAACUGUCUCUUGUUAAUAAAGCAAGCUUCAUCUAUUUA
Molecule: messenger RNA, 7363 nt
Organism: Haliotis rufescens (red abalone)
Lineage: Eukaryota; Metazoa; Mollusca; Gastropoda; Lepetellida; Haliotidae
Exons: 15
Coding region: 248-3208 (986 amino acids)
Source: RefSeq, a predicted model, not a curated record